GGCACCAAUUUCAAACUCCUUUUCAAUGCUUUUAACUCGAUUCAGUUCAUAAAUCAAAUUAUUUCAUAAUUUUCAAUACCCCAGACAAAGAGUAUUUUUAUACGGUUGAUUCAACCAGGACUUUGGACAACGACAACUGAGGUAUAAGUCAGACCUUACACUCAGUUCUUACAUAUGAAUAUUAACACUAAAAGAACCGAAUGGGAAUUUCCAAGAUGGAUGGAAAAGAAACAAAAAAGAAGGCGAAGGAUUUAGUGACUGAGUUUGCAGAUGAUGCUACUGCCCAUGGUUUUGGACUUAUCAAACGCUCGGGGAACAAAUAUUCCAAAAUCUUAGCAAUUGCCGUUGUAUUAACUUGUGCAACAUUUGCCGUAAAAAAUAUUUGGGAACAGAUAAAACGGUAUUAUGAUUACCAUUACAUUGAUACGAUAUCCAUAGAGGAGAGAGCUAUUGAAAUGCCUUCUGUGUCUAUAUGUACUGCACUACCAUAUCCAAUGACUAUUGUGUUUCAGGAAGAUAUCAUCCUCAGAGCUCCUAGUCUGUAUCGAUAUGCUUCACUCACUUCGUAUGGAUACUUACUUAAAAAUCUUCUUGAAACUUCUGUAUCUGAUUUCAAACUUCAAGACGGAUAUGAUUACAUUUUUGAAAAUGUUUUAUUUUCACAGCAGAUGGGUAAUGCUCAUGUACCAGAUCAAGAAAUGGCUUAUCUAUUCCAUAAUAUAAAUAAUCUGGUUAUUCAGUGCCGAUUUGCAGGUAAACCUUGCAACUCAAGUUUCUUUACUGAAUUUAGACAUCCUAGUUUUGGAAGAUGCUUUACUUUCAAUGGUGCUGGCCUGAAAAUGGACCAGGAUAUGACCAUAAGAAGCACAGAUCCAAAAAGUGGUCUUCAUUUCAAAGUUUUUCUUGAUGGCUAUAAACCUAUACCAUUUCCCAAUGGCAUGUUCUACGAUAACAAAGACCCUUUAGGAGGUAUAGUUGGACUCCAUGUUACCAUUCACCAGCCUGGAUCAGUUCCUUUCCCCAUUGAAGACGGGUUUGAGAUUCCCCCAGGAUAUGCUACAUAUGUAACAUUAAAACGGAAAAAGAGGACACGUCUUGGGAAGCCAUGGAAUUCAUGUGAAGACCAACUAUUCUUGAAUGGGACAGAUUUUGCAUAUACUAAGGCUGGUUGUGUAUCACAAUGCUACCAGGAGAAAAUCAUGCACAUGUGCGGUUGUGUCUCGUAUGACUUUAUAAUUCCAAAAAACAACACAAUGGUUUUCUGUGAACAUUUAGACCUGGAUAAUAUGUUUAAACUGAUUCAACGGCAGUAUGGUUCCAGAAAUCUAGGAAAUAUAUCUAUAUUACUUCAAGACCUAGACAAACUAAAAUGUUUGGUGAAUAUUAAAAAUAUGAGACUACCGUGCACUGAAUGUUUGCCACCUUGUGUUGAAACUGACUACGAACACGUCCAGUCCCAAGCUUAUUGGCCUGGGGAUAUGACACUUGGCUAUUUUGCCAGGUCUAUCUAUGAACGCAGCGAUAUCGACUUGAAUGAAAAUAAUGCUUGGAAAUUCAUUGAAACUCAUAUCAUAAAUUAUACAACUCUAGCAGCGAAAGAAUUUCAAAUAAGUAACAUAACACAAUCAGCUAUGAUGCAUAAAAACUUUGCAUCUUUGAUUGUGUACUUUAAAGAGAUGACAACGGAAGUGACCAAGCAAGAGGCUGAUUAUAAUGUCUCUCAGCUGAUAUGUGAUAUUGGAGGAGCACUUGGAAUUUAUAUAGGAGCAAGCUUAAUAUCUCUCUAUGAACUUGGUAAACUUCUUGUGGAUCUAUGCCACAUUGUUCUUCACAGGAAUAAGAAUCAAGUUGAAGAAAUAAAGACUUAGAAAAUGUUUCAGAGAUAAACAGGUUUCACUGUAAAUAAUUGUACAUUGUGUACAUACAGUAUAUUCUAUUGAUUGUGAUUUUCUGAAACAAGUUGUAAUUUAUUCAUGUUCAUGUACAGCAUUAUUUUUGUUGUAGGAGAAUCAUAGAGACAGAAAAUAAAGUCAUUUAUGAUUCAAUAUAAGUUAUUUAGUGAAUUUAUUUGUGUCCAACUUGAGCAUUCACUAGAUGCCUCAGCUUUAGUCCAGAAUGAAUUACAUGAUUGUUGAAUGUGAUUUAAACACUGAAAUCAUAAUUUCAAAAAAUGCAUACACUCAAAAGGUUUCUUUUCCCUUCCUUUUCCAUAGCAAAAUGGC
This is a messenger RNA of Owenia fusiformis, 2222 nucleotides long. The record is from the annotation of a GenBank genome assembly. NCBI's taxonomy places the organism in Eukaryota, Metazoa, Annelida, Polychaeta, Sabellida, Oweniidae.